This is a messenger RNA of Schistosoma turkestanicum, 2441 nucleotides long. The record is from the annotation of a GenBank genome assembly. NCBI's taxonomy places the organism in Eukaryota, Metazoa, Platyhelminthes, Trematoda, Strigeidida, Schistosomatidae.
AUUUUGGCAGCAUUUCAAACCUGAUGAAAAAACGAUUUUUUCUUGUGUUAUAUGUGAAGUUCAUGAGUUUUCUGACAUGCGUUUAUUGCCACUGGCUUUAACAAGUUUACAUUUUUGUUCUGUGGUAUUCGGAAGUUAUGAAGAAUAUGUAAUAUUAUCAGACAAUUCUGAUUACUGCAAAGGUCAAUCUGGUUUCAGACGGUUUUCGCUUUCCAGGCAGAUGAGCUUUGUCACCGGAUCAUAUAAUUCCUCAUGGAACAAUUUACUAUAUGCUUGUAAGAUAAAAGUAUAUCCAAAUGGAAGACUUCUCCACUAUUCUUAUCCUGAAGGACAUACGUCAUACUGGUUUCAUAGACUAAGAGUUUCUAUUAAUUUUACUUCUUGCAAUGAUUUCUUAACUGUUGGGUUCAUACCGGAAGAGAUCACACAACCUACUCUACUUCCAUAUGAGUUAAAUUUAACCUGUACAUCUGAAUUUCCACAAAUUAUUGAUUCAAUGCAUCGUAUUGUUUCAUUGGUUUGGCAUACGGAAUCCGGUUCCGUUGAGGAAGUAAAAUCUGAACUAGAUGUCCAAAUGUCAGCAUAUAUGCGUUUCGAGGGAACUUUCAGUCUUGUUGAGAAAAUGCGUCGAUGUGAAGUAGGCUCAGGAUUUUGGUGUGGAAAUGAAACUGCUGUUUGUGUUUAUGGUCAAAUGCGUUGUGAUCAAGCAGAUGGUUGCUUCGAUGGAGGAACUGAUGAAAUCGGUUGUCCACCUAUUCGUAAUUAUACAUAUGUUCAUCCAAGACGUCCUUUGAACAGUUGGUCAGUGUAUCUACCAUGGACAGCUUUAGGACUAAUUCCUUUGAUAUUAAUAUUUGCUUUGGGACUUAUUUGUGCACCUCGAAAAUCUCUUGAUGAACUUGAUGAUGAUUAUACAAGUCAAGAAGAAGGUGAAUGUUUAAAAACUAUAUUCUCACCAAUGACUUCUUCAUCAACAGCUUCACCUAAUUUAUCUGAAUCCAGUUGUUCACCUAGAUCUAUUCAAUCGAUUGCUGCUUGUUCUACUGGAGACAAAGUUAUUGUUUGUACAUCCAAAUUAACCCGGUCACUGUCUCAUCCUAGUCUAUCUGAUAUGAUGCACACAACAGUUGUGGAUAAUGUUUCUUCUAAACAAAAAUCAUGUCUUUUAAGUUCACAAGUUAAUAACGAACAUGAAGAUGAUUCUUUGUAUCUUCAACAGAAAAGCCAGACAAAUUAUCCUGAGAGUUGUGAAUUUCUUUUAGAUAAUGUUAAUAAUAAUGAUAAUAAUAUUCAUGAAAAACGAAAUUUUACGUCAGAAGGUUCAACUGUCAAUUUUAAUGGAAUUCUUAAACCAUCUAAAUAUAGAGUUGUUACUUUUCAACUACCUGAAUCAUCUGAAGAAAAACUAAUUAUGGAUUCAAACCAUGACAGCAUAGAAUCAGAUUUAAACUUUCAAAAACAGAAAAGUCAUGAAGAAUCAAUGUUUCUACAUAAAACACAACAAAAUCCCAGGAAUACUAUUUCACGUCAAUCAAAAUCUAUUAAAUCUGACAAUCCAGCAAUAUCAGAAUGUUUUGAAAUGAAUUCUUUAACAGUAGGAAAAUCUCCUAAUGAAUUAGGAAUUAAAACUAAUCCUAAUUUUAAUUCUGAUUCUGUUAAUUCGGAGAUUUGUACUUCAAAUGCAUUUACAAUUAAACAACCAUAUAAGAAUUAUCACUCAAAUUCAGUUUCUCAAUUACAAACUAACAAUUCAAAAAAUAUUGUCAAUCAUCAUCUAAACAACAAGAAUUCCAAUCUAUCUCAGUCAAGUUCAUCUGAAAGUGAUCGAGAAGAUGUUACACCUUUCAGACGGACAGAUAAUUCUAUUCUAACUAAUCAUUGGCAUAGUAAUCACAAUAAUCACAAUAAUAAUAAUAAUCUAAAAUCAAAUGGUGUACAGAUUAGAAUUGAGAAUGAAAGAUACUCUGUCAAUGAGAGGCAAAACUUUGUAUGAUGAUCAACAAACACAUAGUAUUAUAAUCGUCAUCAUUUUCUCCAUUAUUACAAUAACACGAAGCCUACUGACAUCAGCCUAUUGUUGACAAUAGCAACAACAAAGUUGUACUGACCAGAUACUACUAUUUUAAAAUGAAAUCAUUGUAUAUAAAACUAUUGUACAAUCAGAGAAUGAAGUAUUAUUAACUUGUGAUCUUUUUUUUUUUUCUAAAAAAAUUUUGCUUAUAUUGUAUUGUCAUAAUCACCUUAACUGCUUGCAUUUUUUUUUCUACUCCUUUACAUCAUCAACAUCAUCAGCAUCAUCCUACUUUAGUUGGAUCAAUGUUAAUAUUUCUAUUUCUAUUUCUAUUUUUUUUGCUAUGACAAACAUUUUAUUUAUAGUGAGUGAGCAUUUCUACAAAAUUUUGUGAUUAGGAAAAAAAUGUACAUGAACAACAGACAAAUUC